AUGUUGUCAAGAUCAAUUCAACGUUUUUCAAGGGUAUGUUUAUAUUUUACAAUAAUCAACGUGAAUUUUAAGAUAUCAUAUCAAUUUAAUCUAAAUUUUUCCUAGCAUCAAGAUUUCAGAAUCACAAAAUCGAAAAUUAUUCGACAUCUCAGACCAUUUAUCAAUGGUUGUCGAGAUGAAUUGUUGUUUAUCAUUAGUGAAUCAUCACGACUCCCGGGGAAAAGAGAUUAUUUUUUUGUCCAUGGGGUUACACGUUUUUUAAAAUUAGUUUGAUUCCGAUCUCAAUUGAUUAUUUGAUUAUAUGUUGAUCCAUGAUAAUGAUAUUACUGAUGCCAUUGGAUAGAUUCAAUAAGUUUUGAUACUAACUAACUUGUCAUCUAGUCUGUCGGUCAACAAAAAAGAUUUUUAUCUUUACAUGAAUAUAGAUCAGCAGCUUUAUUAUCAAAAUAUGGAGUUCCAAUUCCAAAAGGUUAUCCAGCUACUACUCCAGAAGAAGCUUUUGAUGCUGCCAAAAAAUUAGGUACUAAUGAAUUAGUUAUUAAAGCUCAAGCUUUAACUGGUGGUAGGGGUAAAGGACACUUUGAUUCUGGUUUACAAGGUGGUGUUAAAUUAAUUUCAUCAGCUGAAGAAGCAAAAGAUUUAGCUGGUCAAAUGUUAAAUCAUAAAAUUAUUACUAAACAAACUGGUGCUGCUGGUAAAGAAGUUACUGCUGUUUAUAUUGUUGAAAGAAGAGAUGCUAAAUCAGAAGCUUAUGUUGCUAUUUUAAUGGAUAGAUCAAAACAAACUCCAAUAAUUGUUGCUUCAUCUCAAGGUGGUAUGGAUAUUGAAGGUGUUGCUGCUAAAGAUCCAAAUGCAAUUAAAACUUUCCCAGUUCCAUUAGAAGAAGGUGUUUCAGAUAAAUUAGCCACUGAAAUUGCAUCAGUUUUAGGUUUUACAAAAGAAGCUAUUCCAGAAGCUGCUAAAUCUAUUCAAGGUUUAUAUAAAUGUUUUAUUGAAAGAGAUUGUACUCAAGUUGAAAUAAAUCCAUUAUCAGAAACUCCAGAUCAUAAAGUUUUAGCAAUGGAUGCUAAAUUGGGUUUUGAUGAUAAUGCAUCAUUUAGACAAGAAGAAGUUUAUUCAUGGAGAGAUCCAACUCAAGAAGAUCCACAAGAAGUUGAAGCUGCACAAUAUGGUUUAAAUUUUAUUAAAUUAGAUGGUAAUAUUGCUAAUAUCGUUAAUGGUGCAGGUUUAGCUAUGGCUACUAUGGAUAUUAUUAAAUUAUACGGUGGUGAACCAGCAAAUUUCUUAGAUUGUGGUGGUACUGCUACUCCAGAAACUAUUGAAAAAGCUUUUGAAUUAAUUUUAUCAGAUAAAAAAGUUAAUGGUAUUUUUGUUAAUAUUUUCGGUGGUAUUGUUAGAUGUGAUUAUGUUGCACAAGGUUUAAUUGGUGCUACAAAGAAACAUCAAUUAGAAAUUCCAGUUGUUGUUAGAUUACAAGGUACAAAUAUGGCUGAAGCAAAAGAAUUAAUUCAAAAUUCAGGAUUAAAAUUAUUUGCUUUUGAAGAUUUAGAUCCAGCUGCUGAAAAAAUUGUUUCAUUAUGCCCACCAAAAAAUUAA
Insectozyma verbasci is the source of this 1596-nucleotide messenger RNA. Lineage: Eukaryota; Fungi; Ascomycota; Pichiomycetes; Serinales; Debaryomycetaceae. The record is from the annotation of a GenBank genome assembly.